This is a messenger RNA of Vicia faba (fava bean), 1032 nucleotides long. NCBI's taxonomy places the organism in Eukaryota, Viridiplantae, Streptophyta, Magnoliopsida, Fabales, Fabaceae. The record is from the annotation of a GenBank genome assembly.
AUGGAUAAUCUCAGGCAAAGAGUUGGGAAUAUUUCAAUUGUAGCAUUACUCUUUGUUGGAUUUAUUUUCAUUUUUAUUUACAAUGGCUCAUUUUCUUCUUCUUCCAAUCAAUUACUUCAAUCUCACAAGAGUACCAAUAUUAAUGAAGCGUAUAAAGAUGGUCUUGAAACAGCUUUGGGCAAAGCUUCAAAGGGAAAUAACAAAACAUUGAUAAUUGCUUUUGUAAAUAAGGCUUAUGUAGAACAAGAUGUUAAUGAUGAUCCCAUCACCAUGUUUGAUCUAUUUUUAAGUAGCUUUUGGCUUGGACAAGAAACGAGGUCUUUGAUCGAUAAUCUUCUCAUCGUUGCCGUUGAUCGAACGGCUUACGAUCGAUGCAUGUUUUUGAGGUUGAAUUGUUUUAGAUUGGAAACUGAUGGAGUUGAUUUUGAAGGUGAAAAACUCUACAUGUCUCAAGAUUUUAUCAUGAUGAUGUGGACAAGAACGUUUUUUCUUUUGCAAGUUCUAAAACGUCAUUACAACUUCAUUUUCACCGACAGUGAUGUAAUGUGGUUAAGAAAUCCAUUUAAAAAGUUGAGCAUGAAAAGAGAUGAAGACAUCCAAAUUAGCACAGACGAAUAUAAUGGUGAUCCUUGGUCAGAAAAUAAUAAAAUAAAUACUGGAUUUUAUUUUGUGAGAUCGAAUAAUAAGACCAUAUCAUUGUUUGAAACAUGGUACAAAAACAAAGACAAUUCCACCGAAAAAAAGGAGCAAGAUGUGCUUCAAGACCUAAUUAAAGGUGGUAUAUUUAAACAUUUGAAACUCAAGGUUAGAUUCUUGGAUACCCUCUAUUUUAGUGGAUUUUGUCAGGAUAGUAAAGAUUUUAGAGUUGUAACCACUGUUCAUGCUAAUUGUUGUCGAAGCAUCAUUGCAAAGGUGACUGAUUUAAAGACAACCCUUCGUGAUUGGAAGCAAUUUAAGAAGUUAGAGGUUAAUUCUACCACAAAUAUUCAUUGGUCAAGUCAUAAGAAGUGUUUGCAAUCUUGGAAAUCAUAA